Parnassius mnemosyne (clouded apollo) is the source of this 675-nucleotide messenger RNA. NCBI's taxonomy places the organism in Eukaryota, Metazoa, Arthropoda, Insecta, Lepidoptera, Papilionidae. The record is from the annotation of a GenBank genome assembly.
AUGGGUAUACUUCGCAGAACGAUAGCGACAUUUCAUACAGAAUUUAAUGAAUUACCAACGUUAAGAAAACUGAAACAAGUAUUAACAGAUAGAAUUGGUUUUAACGGUUGUAUAGACACUCUGCGUAUCAUUUUGAAGGAAUCGGGUUACGAGUGGUCCAAAAUAGAUGACAAUCGUAAAGCUUUAGUAGAAAAGCAUGAUAUUCAAAUGUUACGUUUUCAAUAUUUGAGGCAGUUAAAGAAAUAUCGUGACGAGGGCCGCUAUAUCGUAUACACAGAUGAAAGUUAUGUUCACACAACACAUCUGCAAAACAUGUGCUGGAAACCAGUCAAAGGAGUAUCAGCAGUGCAAAAAAAGUUGUCUAAAUGUACUUGGGUCAUAAUUGUUCACGCUGGUGGAUGUGAAGGAUUUGUUCCAAAUGCUAGAUUGGUGUAUAAAGCAAACUCCACAAGUGGAGAUUAUCACGACAACAUGAAUCUGGAUAAUUAUAAGAAAUGGCUCACCACACAAUUACUGCCCAAUCUCCCGGUAAAGGCUGUCAUCGUUGUGGAUAACGCUUCUUACCACAAUGCUUUAUUAGAAAAAGCUCCCAACUCCAACUCAAAUAAGCAAGCCAUGCAAACGUGGCUUACAGAAAAAAAUAUUCAGUUUGACGAAAAAAUGAAAAAAAUUUAA